GCGAAGACUGCAAAACUGGAAAUGCUACGAUUGUCCUUCGGCAGGGGAAAGCCUGGAUAUCGCCGCGUGUAGCACAACUUCUGUUGGAAGCGGUCGUCAACGGACAUCAGCAUCCUCGCAUUGCUCGAAUACUGCUAGCCAUAGCGCUGGAAGAAAGACAUUCGUAAGCGCAAGGCCAAGGCGUUGGGGCUUCUCUUCAUUUUCUAGGCUUGCUGCGUUCAUUGCAAUCUUUAGUCGGCCAGCUGCAGGACAUCCUCGCAAGGACGCAGAGAUGGCUGCUCCAAACGGUAUCAUCGACCCCAUGCAGCUAGAUGGCGACUACGCCAUCAAACCGGAAAACUCAGGACCCAAGCUCAACACUUCUGAGUGGCCCCUGUUGCUCAAGAACUAUGACAAACUCUUGAUCCGGUCAUCGCAUUUCACACCGAUUCCGCACGGAUGCUCUCCGCUCAAGCGCGACCUCAAGUCGUACGUCUCCUCUGGCGUGAUCAACCUCGAUAAGCCAUCGAAUCCGUCGUCGCACGAGGUUGUCGCCUGGAUCCGACGCAUCUUGCGCGUCGAAAAGACCGGUCACUCGGGCACUCUCGACCCUAAAGUAACCGGCUGCUUGAUCGUCUGCAUCGACAGAGCUACGCGUCUUGUCAAGUCGCAACAAGGGGCGGGUAAGGAGUACGUUGCUGUCCUCCGGCUGCACGACAAGCUUGAAGAUGCAAAGAAGCUCCCGCGUGUCCUGGACACCCUCACGGGCGCACUCUUCCAACGACCACCGCUCAUCUCGGCCGUCAAGAGGCAGUUGCGUAUCCGCACGAUUCACGAAAGCAAGCUGCUCGAAUUUGACAAUGACAGGCACCUCGCAGUCUUCUGGGUCAGCUGUGAGGCAGGAACCUACAUCCGAACGCUCUGCGUACACCUCGGCUUGCUGCUUGGCGUCGGCGGGCACAUGCAGGAGCUGAGACGAGUCAGGAGUGGAGCUCUCGGGGAGAACGAUGGCAUCGUCACCAUGCACGAUGUCCUCGAUGCACAGUGGCUGUACGACAACCAACGGGACGAGACUUACCUCCGCCGCGUUAUUCGCCCUCUCGAGUCUCUACUUGUCGGCUACAAGCGCAUUGUCGUCAAAGACUCUGCAGUCAACGCUGUCUGCUACGGCGCCAAGCUGAUGAUCCCCGGUCUGUUGCGCUACGAGGCUGACAUCGAAGUGAACGAGGAGGUCGUGCUCAUGACGACGAAGGGCGAGGCUAUUGCCCUGGGCAUCGCGCAGAUGAGCACAGUCGACCUGAGCACGUGCGACCACGGUGUUGUUGCCAAAGUAAAGAGGUGCAUCAUGGAGCGCGACACGUAUCCGAAGCGAUGGGGUCUAGGCCCCAAGGCGGUCGAGAAGAAGAAGAUGGUCAAGGACGGCAAGCUCGACAAGCACGGACGCGCUAUCGAAGGCGUCACGCCAGCUACCUGGACAAAGGGUUACGUGGACUACGGCGCUGCCGCUACCGAGGCCGCUGGCGCUUCCACUGGCGCCACCGAGGCUGCCCCGGAAGCCGCCGCAGUAUCACCAGAAGCAGCAACUAGCUCGUCCAAGAAGCGCAAAGCGGAUGAAGCUGACAAUGGCGAGGCGGAUGGCGAGACAGAGGAGGAGCGCAAGAAGCGGAAAAAGGAGAAAAAGGCAGCCAAGGAAGCCGCCAAGGCCGCUGCCGAUGUCAGCGUUGGCGACGUGAGCACCAAAUCUGAUAAGAAGGACAAGAAAAAGAAGAAGAAGGACAAGAGUGGAGAUGACGAUGACGAGUGAUAUGCCCAUUCAUUUGAAUCACACCGCAAAUCCCUCUCUCCAGUCGAUUUCCUUUCACUACCUUUCACACCGCACACGUGAUCCGGAGUGUGUGUAUUGUACUAUAGCUCGAGUUCCUUCUGCUCUACACAUAUACGAGGCUGGAAUUUCUGAAGCAGCGGGGCCGCCAUGGUACUCAGCAAGACAAACCAGUUGGGAUAUGCAGAAAAGGUUACACGUAGAUGCAUAAGGGAGAAUGCAUUGCCGCUAGGGCGAACGAAGAGGAGUACAGCCUCCCCACAUGCGUCCCAGCUCAGC
Tilletiaria anomala UBC 951 is the source of this 2080-nucleotide messenger RNA. Its product is annotated as putative rRNA pseudouridine synthase. Bases 272 to 1783 code for a protein of 503 amino acids. Gene Ontology annotation, molecular function: pseudouridine synthase activity; RNA binding. Gene Ontology annotation, biological process: mRNA pseudouridine synthesis; snRNA pseudouridine synthesis; box H/ACA sno(s)RNA 3'-end processing. Gene Ontology annotation, cellular component: box H/ACA snoRNP complex. NCBI's taxonomy places the organism in Eukaryota, Fungi, Basidiomycota, Exobasidiomycetes, Georgefischeriales, Tilletiariaceae. The record is from RefSeq and is a predicted model, not a curated record. The transcript is spliced from 2 exons.